Messenger RNA from Odocoileus virginianus texanus, 1174 nucleotides. RefSeq names its product StAR related lipid transfer domain containing 5 (gene STARD5). The record is from RefSeq and is a predicted model, not a curated record. Lineage: Eukaryota; Metazoa; Chordata; Mammalia; Artiodactyla; Cervidae. Gene Ontology annotation, biological process: cholesterol import. Gene Ontology annotation, molecular function: cholesterol transfer activity; cholesterol binding.
CCAAGCCAGGCCCCGGUUUUCCGGCUUUCCAAACCCAAGUGCGGGGCCGCAACCGCACACCCCGCCUGCGACCCCUAGGCCUCGCGCAUCUUUCCGCGCAAUGGACCCGGCGACGGCCGCGCAGGUGAGCGAGGCGGUGGCGGAGAAGAUGCUCCAGUACCGGCGAGACAACUCGGGCUGGAAGAUUUGCCGGGAAGGCAACGGAGUUUCAGUUUCCUGGAGGCCAUCUGUGGAGUUUCCAGGGAACCUGUACAGAGGAAAAGGCAUUGUGAACGGGACACCAGAGCAGGUGUGGGACUGCGUGAAGCCACUUGCUGGGACUUUACGAGCUCAGUGGGAUGAGAAUGUGAACAGUUUUGAAAUUAUUGAAAGCCUCACUGAUACCUUGCUCUUCAGUAGAACCACCACGCCCUCAGCCGUCAUGAAGCUUAUUUCCCCCAGAGACUUCGUGGACCUGGUGCUAGUCAGGACGUAUGAGGACGGCACCAUCAGUUCCAACGCUACCAAUGUGGAGCAUCCAUCUUGUCCCCCGAAACCGGGUUACGUGAGAGGAUUUAACCAUCCCUGUGGUUGUUUCUGUGAACCUCUGCCAGGGGAGCCAAACAAAACCAGCCUGGUCACGUUCUUCCAGACCGACCUCAGUGGUUACCUCCCACAGGGCGUGGUGGACUCCUUCUUCCCCCGCAGCAUGGCUGGGUUCUAUGCCAACCUUGAGAAAGCAGUGAAGAAAUUCUUCGGCUGACAGCCUGGCCGGUUGGCCGAGAACUGCCAUGGCUCGUGCAGAAGGGCAGUUGUUGGGACACCCCUGGAGAGCCUGGGAGCACAUGGGCUCCUUUGGAAGACAUCAGCCAGGGGCAACCCUGGGUCCCCUGCUCCUCCAUCUACUCGGGUGGGGCUGUUGUCAUCCAAGUACACCUUCUCCGGCAGGUGCAUCUGAGCCCCUGACCACCAGACGGGGACUCUGCCUGGGCACUGUGGGACACACUAGGGUCCAAAGCCUUCCUCUGCCGGUCACUCCCCCAAAACCUGGCUCAGCCCCUUUGUUGCGUCCGAGCUCUCAGUCCUGUACCACAGACCCCUAGAUGUAUGGUGCUGCGCCAGCCUUCCCCUUAAAGACGUCAACUUGAUGUUUAAAAAAUGAGAUGAACCUUCAGGAAAAACACUUUCAAUAUUC